Molecule: messenger RNA, 2985 nt
Organism: Cloeon dipterum
Lineage: Eukaryota; Metazoa; Arthropoda; Insecta; Ephemeroptera; Baetidae
Product: heparan-alpha-glucosaminide N-acetyltransferase-like
Exons: 8
Coding region: 412-2136 (574 amino acids)
Source: RefSeq, a predicted model, not a curated record
GCAGUUUGGAUGAUAUUGCCGAAUUGUCAAAAGUGAACAAUAAUCGCGUGCAAAAUUUGUUGCUUAUUUAUUUAACCGUAUCAAACCCAGUGUGAAUACGUAAUAUCUCCUUAAACGAACCGCGGAAAUAAUUUAAAGAAAUAGGAAAACAUAGCUGCCCUGACUAUUUACCACAAGAGAGAUUUGUCCAUGCUUGCAUAGAGUUUGCCAAAAACUCUUCGAGUGUCGCAACGAUCACGCACCAAAUUAAGAUACAGUGUGGCAAUUCGGACAACACCGAUCAUAUUGCGACAAUGGCCCCUCAAAUGAUGCAGCUUCAAUAAUGUAGAAAGGGUAAUAUUUGCCAACGGGGGUUUCUGGAGCGGGGGCCGCAUAAAUGGGCGCCAUGGCGGGGCCGCGCGAACAAACGAGAUGCUGCUGCAGUCGUGGAUGGAGGGUCGCGUCGAGACGCCGGUGCGGGGGCUACGGCUGCACGACCUAGGUUUAGACCAGGCCUACCUGAACGUCACCAAUCUCCUCGACCGAGAGGCGUUCCUAUACUCCGUCAAAGAUGCAUGCUAUAAGUGUCCUUACUCAUUCAUGAGUGCCUUGCCCGCUGGAGACUCGAAAAUAUUCAAAGUGAACUCGGCGUACUCGAUAAGACCGCGCAUCUACGGCGACUACCUGGGAGAGUACGUUUCCACGAGCAACCAUAGCUCGCUCGAGUGCAGCGUGGACAGCGCCUGGCACUUUGGCGAAUUCGGCAUCUACGACCUCCUCGUGCAGCCGGGUGGGAAAUGCACCACAAGCACAUAUUACGAGCCAGUCAACAUCUACCACUCUGCGGUCUCAGUGACAGUGAUAGUCCUUUUCUUACUGUGCCUCGGCCAGUUUAUAAAGGGAGUAGCGAAGUCUUGGGGCAAACAGGAGCAAGUCUUUGUCGAUAACAACAAUCAAAAUGAUUCAAAGGGUAAAAUUGAAGAGAUACUCAGGACGAAAAAGCCACGGCUACGAGCACUGGACGCAUUCCGCGGGCUGAUAGUCAUCCCCUUGAUAUUCUACACGCACCAAGGUGGAGGCUACCAAGUUCUGGAGCAUGCUAGCUGGGAAGGAUUGCCCAUCGCUGACUGGCCCUUUCCUUGGUUCAUCUGGAUUAUGGGUGUCUGCAUGCCAAUGGGGAUAAACAGCAACUUGGAAAGACAGCUCAGUCGUCGCACAAUCCUUUUCCACGUCGCGAAGCGAUCCGUAUUACUUUUCGCUCUUGGCAUCUCCACGAAUUGCAUUAACUACGGCUUGGCUUAUGAGAAAUUCCGCUUCUUCAACGCCCUUCAACGUUUUGGCAUUAUGUGCCUGAUCAACGCUAGCCUGUGUGCUAUCCUAUGGCCUCGAGAUAUCUCCAAGAUCAAAGGCAGGUUCGCCGACCUGCAGAUCAUGUGGUCACAAUGGGCAAUUCACAUUGUAUUGCACGUGAUCUCUAUAUGCCUCGUCUUCUUCCUGCCGGUCCCCGGAUGUCCGACGGGCUAUUUGGGACCUGGCGGUUUGAGCGAAGAUAGGAAAUACGAAAACUGCACUGGCGGCACGUUUGGAUACAUUAACAAAUUGCUUAUGAAUGAGGCCAACAUGGAGCAAAAUCCGACAGCUAAAGCAGUUUAUGAGGUCAAUGCAUUUGAUCCCGAAGGAUAUUUCAGUAAUUUGCCUUCCCUACUAACUGUCAUUUUGGGCAUCCAAGCUGGCGCAAUUUUGGUCAUAUACAAUGAAUCCCGCGAAAGAAUAUAUCGUUGGACCGUUUGGGGUGUCGGCUGCAUCCUUCUUGCUCUGAUCUUGGAACUGACCGGCACAUUCCCAAUAAACAAGCAGCUAUGGAGCACUUCAUUCGCAUUAAUCACGGCAGGAUUCGCUUUUUUGUUCUUGGCCGCAUUUUACUGGCUAAUCGAUGUCAAGAAGUGUUGGAAUGGUUUCCCUUUUGUCGAGCCUGGCGUCAACUGUCUGUUUAUCUACAUCGGCAGCAAACUGACCAACCACCUUUGGCCGUUCCACUGGAGGAUUGGCCCCAUGGACACCCACUUUAUCCUGCUUGCAGACACCAUAUGGGCUUGCUGGUUGUGGCUACUGAUUGCUAAAUGGCUGUUCAAGCGCAACAUAAUUAUCACUGUUUAGGCGUUUAAUUGUUAAAGUUGUUUUAAUACUUUUUUAUUUCUAUGUGUAGUCCAGUCAUGUCAGAUCAAAAAAUUAUAGCUGCUUUUAACACUUUUAUCAUUUGGAGUUACUAUAGGUCAUAUCACUUUGUAUCUCUAUGUGUUUUUAAGUUUAAAGAUAUAUAUAUAUAUAUAUAUAUACAAUAAUGUUUCUUGUAAGCUGUUCAUAAAUUCCAGUUAUUGUUAAAAGUCAGCAGAGCAUUAUUUUUGAGUUUGAUAUUUGUACGUCGUGCUUUUAAAUAUAUUAAACAAAUAGUUAAUGUUGCUGUUUAAAUUUUCAUAACUGUCAAUUACGUCAAUUCAAAGUGAAUCAAUUAUAUUAUGUAGCCUGAGCCUGCUUUCUACUACCAAGUAUAAUAGGCAUUAAAUUUUGCACCGAGAUUAAGCAAAAAAGUGGAUUGAGCCACCUUGCGAAAUUAUGAACAGUAAAAAAUAAUAGAUUUUGGGUUUUUGAAUUUACUUCCAGGUCUCUGUAUCAGGAUGCACCCCGAAAAGUGAGAGAGAGAGAGAGAGAGAUCGUUUCUAAAAAAAUACAUUAUGAAUCAGGGCAGAAGGCACACAUUACACAUCUUGCUGUCACCGCAGAUUAUGCUUUUUAUUUCCAUUUAUUAUGAAAUAAUGUGCGCACGGUCCUCAUAGGAGGACUGGCCCACGUUACUACCCCUGACCGAGUCUUAUUAUUAAAACGAUAUAGACAUGCGUUCCAUGAAAUCCAUUCACACAAGCUACAAAAAGGUGCAUUGGAUGUAUGUAAUUCGGUACAAUUAUUGUGAUGAGUUAUGUGCAUGCAAAAAGUCAAAUAAAGAUAUUA